Messenger RNA from Diceros bicornis minor, 3023 nucleotides. RefSeq names its product RNA binding motif protein 23 (gene RBM23). Gene Ontology annotation, biological process: mRNA processing. Gene Ontology annotation, cellular component: nucleus. The transcript is spliced from 14 exons. The coding region runs from base 632 to 1966 and encodes 444 amino acids. Gene Ontology annotation, molecular function: RNA binding. The record is from RefSeq and is a predicted model, not a curated record. NCBI's taxonomy places the organism in Eukaryota, Metazoa, Chordata, Mammalia, Perissodactyla, Rhinocerotidae.
CCUUCCCGACGUGAAACAAACGCAGGUGCUCUCCACAAAGCUGCCCCGGGUUAAGACCGACGUGACCCCCUCGACAAAUGAGAGUGGGGACAGCCAAGGAUGUCAAUGGUACCUCUCGGUGACUCCGCCCACGGCACUGGCCUACUCAGCCUGAGCACCGGGCGCGCGGUAGGAGAGUCGCUCCCUCGUGUUCUCUGCGCGGUUUCCACGCCUGCCGCAAGUCAUUUAACCAACGAGAGCGGUGGGCGGCCGCCUAGGGACGCUGCCACUGUCCCUGAGUCUCGGAGAGGUGAGCCAAUCAAUGGAAACUUGAUGGUUGCUACGAAACAUUUGAGUUUGGCUCCACCCGCGUUUAGGAUUUUAGCCAAUGAAAAGCUGUACUUUGGACUGUUGCCACGAAACCGGGGAGAUUACUUCCACCGCCUGAAUGUUUCAGCGCCUGCGCAGAUUGGGGAAAGUUCUGGAAGAGAGUGGAGCUGCCGCCAUUUUCCGAGAAGAGAAGCAGCUGCGGCUGCAGUGCUGCUUUUACUGCUGAGACUGGGAAAUAGCUGUGCUUGGUGCCCCCCAACACACCUAAAGGAACGGAGAAAACCGGGACCCCCCUGCGGGGACCCGGAACUGAUCUGCUACGAUGGCGUCCGAUGAAUUUGAUAUAGUGAUUGAGGCCAUGCUGGAGGCUCCCUAUAAAAAAGAGGAGGAUGAGCAGCAAAGGAAAGAGGUUAAAAAGGACAGCCCUAGCAAUACCACCAAUAGCACCAGCAGCACUGGCAACAGUGGUAAUGCUACCAGUGGGAGCAGCGCCAGUGGGGAGGCAAGCAAGAAGAGGAGGAGUCGGAGCCAUAGUAAAAGCAGGGACAGAAAGCGCAGUCGUAGUCGAGACCGGGAUCGGCAUAGGCGGAGAAGCAGUCGGAGCUGGAGUCGAGAUCGGCAGCGUCGUCACCGCAGCCGUAGCUGGGAUCGUCGACGUAGUAGUGAGUCACGGAGUUGGGACCGGCGUCGUGAGGAUCGUGUGCGCUACAGGAGCCCACCACUUGCCCCUGGGCGUAGGUACGGACAAAGUAAGAGUCCUCAUUUCAGAGAGAAGAGCCCAGUCAGGGAGCCAGUUGAUAAUUUGAGUCCCGAGGAGCGUGACGCCCGCACAGUUUUCUGUAUGCAGUUAGCUGCCCGCAUUCGGCCUCGAGACCUGGAGGACUUUUUCUCUGCUGUUGGCAAGGUUCGUGAUGUACGUAUCAUCUCAGAUCGGAACUCACGUCGUUCUAAGGGCAUCGCCUAUGUGGAAUUCUGUGAAAUCCAGUCUGUGCCACUGGCCAUUGGGCUGACCGGGCAGCGCCUGUUGGGAGUGUCUAUCAUUGUACAGGCUUCACAGGCUGAGAAAAACCGACUGGCAGCCAUGGCCAACAACCUGCAGAAGGGCAGUGGUGGGCCAAUGCGCCUCUAUGUGGGCUCCUUGCACUUUAAUAUCACCGAGGACAUGCUCCGGGGCAUCUUUGAGCCUUUUGGCAAAAUUGAUAAUAUUGUCCUGAUGAAGGACUCAGAUACGGGCCGCUCUAAAGGUUAUGGUUUCAUUACGUUCUCUGACUCCGAGUGUGCCCGGCGGGCCUUGGAACAGUUGAAUGGCUUUGAGCUUGCUGGUCGACCUAUGAGGGUUGGCCAUGUGACUGAGCGACCGGAUGGUAGCACAGACAUCACUUUUCCUGAUGGAGACCAGGAGCUGGAUCUGGGAUCAGCAGGUGGCCGUUUGCAGCUCAUGGCCAAAUUGGCAGAAGGGUCUGGAAUCCAGCUGCCAACCACAGCUGCUGCUGCUGCCGCCCAAGCUGCUGCCUUGCAACUGAAUGGAGCAGUUCCCUUGGGGGCCCUGAACCCAGCGGCUCUGACUGCUCUGACUCCGGCUCUGAACCUUGCCUCCCAGGCCAUCGCCUCGCAGUGCUUCCAGCUUUCCAGCCUCUUUACCCCCCAGACCAUGUAAAUCAGUGGUGCAGUACACUGCCUCUCUGUGCCUCUGGGUCCUGCCACUCCCUUCUCCACAUCUACUCUUCCAUGGCCUCUUCUCUUCAUUUUGUGGACCACGCCAUCCUAAGGGCAUGGGCAUUGACUCUCGGGGAAUUGAGGCCACCCUUAGACACCAAGAAGAACUCCUGCCCAUGGCCCUACUGGGAAUGGACUCUGCUGAGCAAAGCUGCUGGUCACAGAGAACAGAAUCUACACCUACAUUGAAGACCUGUUUCUCCAUGUACAUCGUCUCCCGCGAUGAUCUUCAUUGCCCUUUCCAACCACUUCUUAGUGAUUCCUUGAUUCCUCUUCUGUUGGGAAGGCCAUAGCGCAUUAACUGAAGGAACUAAUCUCUCUCCUUUUCCUGUACCUCUACCCUACAGUCUGUCAAGGAAAACCCUUAAGAGCUCUGGUCCAAGAGGACCCGGGGUGGGGGUGAACCUUGAGGGUGCUGGCUUGCCAUUGCAAGGGCCCUGGAGGAGAGCAUGGACAUGUGCAUUGUGAAGCCUGCCUUAGACCUCAACUUGGGACCAGAACUCCUCCUGUGGGUUCAGCAUCUUGCUGGGAGGCGUGGGAAUGAUCUACCCUGCCAGGCAUUUUGGAUGUCUUAGGGGCAUUCAGGAGUUUAGUGAAAGGUGGGGUACCUUUCCAGUAUCUUCCGUCUUCCUUUGUGUAGUUGUCCUUCCUUUGGCCCAGGGUGGAAGGAUGGCGGGGAAGCUGCUGCUCUCCACCACUUCCUAUGUGCCUCUACUGUGGGCUCAACCCCAGCUGUUAAAGCUGCUCCUGGCCCCUAGCUGGGGACAUGUGAGCCCUUCUCACUGGAUUUUAUACCCUUGUGUCUGUGUACAUAAAUAUACAUAUAUAUAUAUAUAUAUAUAUAUAUAUAAACUUUGUACAAAAGGCAAACCCCGCUAUUGGGGUGGCUCCUGUCCGUAUGUGUGUGGUCUCGGCCGGUUGGUGUGUCUGUCUGAUGUUAACCUCUAAUGAGCCAAAACCACGAAUGGUUCUAGGGAUAUAAAACAUUUGUAAUGCCA